UACUCUAUGCAGUGACCAGGAGCAAUUUGUCGGCAAUAUUUGCUAACCAUCACUGGUUUACUGGUAAAACUGUGACCAGGAGCAAUUUGUCGGCAAUAUUUGCUAACCAGCCUCCCGUUCUGUGCUUUUCGGUUUGCCGUUUGACUUCCCCGUCAUCACUCCCGAUGCGAUUAAAUUAAUUUGGGCGCCACCAUGUUACAAACUGCUUAUUUUGUUCUUUGGCAGUGCCGCUAGCUCAGUCUUCUCUCCGGGCGGAUUCCCCCUAAUGCCACAGCCCGCAACAUAAACGUCGAUGACUACACUGUCUCACAUCACAAAUUAAUCGCUCAUCACUAACAAACAAAACAUACAAAAUGUAAACAACGUAAAUAAUUAUAGAUGACGGGAAAAUGUUUUGGUGGCUAUAGUUGACCCAGCCAAGCACACCCACCCAACCAAGGAUGCCCCGGAGGUUUUUGCAGGGACAUCCCCCAUAUUCCAGUUGGUCCAAGUCACUCCUCGCGACUAGGACAGCUCCAUCUCCCCCACAACGACAACUCACUCGCACAUUUCAGUUUCCAGAUAUGUACAUUUAAUAUCCACACCUUUACGACCAAACUUGGCCACCGUCUUCAAAUUUAACCGGUCAAAGCGGAAAAUUACCUUCCCUCGGCAAAGGCUACAGGCGCCGCGGAAUUAAUGUUCCACCAGUCACUUAUUGGUGGAACUAGCAGUGAACGAGGCGCACAAAAGCACACACACGGUUAGUGUGUCGGGUCACCUAAUCCUGAGGAGCUCCUGGGGAAAAGAAGGGACAGGCCAAACGGCAACACGAGGACAACUAAGGUUUUCGGGUCUAAGUCCGAAUAAAUUCACAGGUCAACAACGCCGCUUCUGGGCUAGGCACCGGCAGUAAGCCAGUGGCGGGUCGCCGAAGGACAACUCGAGACCCUUAUAAAGGGACGUGGCGGUCCGGAAACCGGUAUUACGCCGUGCCUCGGCCACUGCAGACCGUGACGUCCGAGAUGCCGGGUGGUAGGGGAGUCGCGUCGUGGUCGCGACGUUGUGCUGCUCGGGUUAUAUGGGCCGGAACGGACUCACCGAGUAUGGAUGACCAAUAUGAUUAUAGAUGACCUCAAACAGUAUAAAUAAGAGCGUCCUCAGCUCAGCCGGCAACAGUUUUGAUUCGAUGCCGCACGCAUGAAGUGUACGCGAAGUAAGACAGCAAGUUAUUGGAUUUACUGCUAAGCAACUGAGUAGAAAAAUGCGGGUCAAUGCGCGGUGUAGUCUUUACGUGCUCUUAGCCACGCUAGCGGCUUUGGCAGUUGAGGCCCACAUUCGCGUCGAGACACAGGAGGUUCAUUUGGAUUCCAACUACACUCCGAUGUUCGUUCGUUCCGCGGUAGAGAGCAUGCCUUUAAAUGAUGACGACGGUCACCUAAUCCGUUUCAGUGCGCGACCCGAGUUUGGGGACGCCUUCCUGCCACUUCGUAGCGCCGUGGAGAGUGUUCCCACGCUAAAUCAGAAAAACGUGGCUAUGCUGACGGAGUCAUUCGGCCUACGUUCUUUUGUGCGCGAUUCCGUAGAGUCAGCGCCUAGUGAUGAAGAAAAUGUUGAGAACAUGGAUUUUAUUACCAACUUUGAGAGUUACGUCAAGAAAAUCGAUGCAGAACCAAGGCUUGUAACGUUAACACCAUUAGAACAACCAAAUUUUUCCAUCGUUUCCGACAAGUACGCCGCUUUUAUUACUCCAGAAAAGUCGGACGACUUCCAUCCGAAGCCAUACCGAGCCGGCUCCCCACAUCAGCAGUUGUUUAAGACGGUGAGUGUCGAACAGCAGUCCUACGGCGCAUUGGGGCAGGAGGGUCUGGAAAGUCCGCAAUCCGCCUAUGGAGCUCUAGCAGAGAUAAAGAGAAAGCAUAUUAACAUCGCUACGAAAGUACUUUGUUAUAUGUCGAACUGGGCAUUCUACCGGAAGGGUGAAGGUAAUUUUGUUCCUGAGCAAAUUGACCCAAAGCUAUGCUCCGUCAUUAUCUAUUCGUUCGCCUCCUUGGACCCUGACCACCUGACCAUUCGAGAGUUCGAUCCUUGGGUAGAUUUGGAUAACCAAUACUAUAGACGAGUGACUUCACUGGGAGUGCCUGUACUUAUCGCUUUGGGUGGCUGGACGGAUUCCAACGGCUCCAAGUACUCACGCCUGGCCAGUGACGAUAUUAAAAGACGGGUUUUUGCAUCCAACGCGGCCAGUUUCCUGCAGCGCCAUGGAUUCAGCGGUCUGCACCUAGACUGGAACUACCCGAAGUGUUGGCAAAGCGAUUGCUCAAAGGGACCUGUAAGUGACCGGCCCAACCUGACCAAGCUUCUCCGUGAGCUGCGUACGGAGUUCCAGCGUGUUAAUCCUAAAUUUCAGGUGGGAGUUGCUAUCUCGGGCUAUAAAGAGAUUAUAACAGAAGCCUACGAGCUUCCCGCUUUGUCAGAUAUAGUAGACUACUUAACAGUAAUGACGUACGACUACCACGGCGCUUGGGAGCGCCAAACUGGCCAUGUGAGUCCGCUUUACGGAUCUUCAUCCGAUAAGUAUCCGCAGUAUAAUACGGACUAUACAAUGAAACUGCUGUUAAAAAUGGGCGCGCAGAAAGAAAAACUUAUAUUGAGCAUUCCAUUCUAUGGCCAAAGCUUCACAUUAGAGAAAAGUCCCCUAAAGCUAACGGGAACGGGCAUUCCUGCCACCGGACCUGGAGAGGCAGGCGAAUUAACUAAGCAGCCGGGAAUGCUGGCUUUCUACGAGAUCUGCCAGCGCGUAAGAGAGUCCAAGUGGUGGACUGGUCAGGAUCCAAGCCGGAGAUCUGGUCCUUUUGCCAUGCUUAAGGAUCAAUGGGUGGGGUAUGAAGAUCAGGCCAGUGUCGAAGCCAAGGCCCGAUACGCGGCCAAAAAUAACUUUGCUGGAGUGGCAGCGUGGACCGUCGAUCUUGACGACUUUCAAAACCGGUGCUGCAGCGAGUCUUACCCGCUACUUAAGGCUAUUAAUCGGGGGUUGGGACGAUUGAACUCAGAACCGCCCACUCGAACGAACUGUGAACGUCCACCUUCAGUCGUCACUCCCGUGCCUCCCAAAAUGACAACGAUUAGUAGCGACAGCUCUGCAGGAUUAGAACCAAAUCACGAUCACACAACAUAUCGGCCAAGUUUGAAUACAAGCACUACCGCUACCCUCAGCACUACGAAAAGGCCAAAACCUUUAACUACAAGUAAUACCAUCAAUGCCAUCAGCACCUUAUCCUGGUGGAGCUCGACUACAAGACGUCCGAGCGGGCCGACUAGUACAACCACCAGACCGACUUACACAACGAUCCCCGUGCCAGCAGUGAUUUACCCGGUGGUACAGGCCAUCAACUGUGAGAGCGGCAAAUUCUACGCCGACUUGAAGAAUUGUAACGCUUACUACCACUGCAUUAUUCCAGGAGAGUUGCGCCAGCAGUUCUGUCCCGGCGGUCUUCAUUGGAACAACGAGGCAAAGGGUUGUGACUGGCCGUCAUCCGCACAAUGUAUAGUGAACCGUGAGCAGGAAUCAAGCACAGUUCGCCCAAAACCGGUUACAGUAUCUAAAAAGCCCAAAAAGACCACAACAACUUCAAAGCCCAUUAUGAAUCCUACAAAGCCUGCCGCCCAUCAUCAAGUCACUUCCCACCGACCACAAUUUUCGCCAAAUCCAUCAGCCACUUGCAACGAGGGGGAGUACUACACCCACAGGAACUGCGGAAAAUACUAUAUCUGCGUGAAUGGAGCAUUGGUACCCAGUGAGUGUGGAGGAGAGUUGCACUGGGACGCAAUCCAUAAGAUCUGCGACUGGCCAGAGAACGUGCAGUGCGUGACAAGCAAAAAAUACCUGAAAAUCAUUCAGGCCAGUCGCGCCAACGAGGAGGAUCCUUGCAAGGGCGAAGAGCGAGUACCUUAUCCAAAUAACUGUUCCAAGUAUCUAUUUUGCUUAUGGAACCGCCUACAGGCGGGUGACUGUCCACCGGAGCUGCACUACAACGAGGCGAUCGGGAACUGCGACUGGCCAGAGGCAGCCAAGUGCAUUCAAAAUGCUGGUAAUGGCAGCGGUGGAGCAGAGUCAAGCGCUAAACCAAAGCCUCCGGCACUAGCCAAGCCAGCGCCCACUACCCAAAAGCCCAGCACCACCCCGCGACCAAUCUACGGCACAGAAAAGCCUCUACUCAAGCCCCUUGACGGGCACUACAAAAUUGUGUGCUAUUUUACCAACUGGGCUUGGUAUCGCAAGGGCCUUGGUCGUUUUACUCCCGACGACAUUAACACAGAUCUGUGCACUCACGUUGUUUAUGGGUUUGCGGUGCUGGACUACUCCGAAUUGAUCCUGCGCACACAUGAUUCCUGGGCCGACAUUGACAACAACUUUUACACGAGGGUCAGCAGCCUUAAAAGCAAGGGUAUCAAAGUAAGCUUGGCGCUUGGCGGCUGGAACGAUUCGCAAGGAGAUAAGUAUAGUCGUCUAGUAAGAAGUCCCUCAGCCCGGGAACGCUUCGUUCGUCAUGCCCUGGAGUUCAUUGAGAAAUAUGGCUUCGAGGGCCUUGAUCUAGACUGGGAGUACCCAGUGUGCUGGCAAACGGAGUGCAAUAAGGGAUUCGCCGAAGAGAAAGAAGGUUUCACCGCCUGGGUUCGGGAACUUUCCCAAGCGUUUCGCCCUCGAGGACUUUUGUUGUCUACUGCAGUCUCGCCAAGCAAGAAAAUUAUUGAUGCAGGAUAUGACGUACCCCUGCUGUCACGAUUAUUUGAUUGGAUCGCUGUGAUGACGUACGACUUCCAUGGUCAAUGGGACAAAAAGACUGGUCAUGUGGCACCUCUGUACUAUCAUCCCGAUGAUGAUUUUGAGUAUUUCAACGCAAAUUUCUCACUUAACUAUUGGAUCGAAAAGGGAGCCCCUUCACGGAAAAUCGUUAUGGGUAUGCCGCUAUACGGACAAUCCUUUACUCUGGAAAAUGCUAGCAACAAUGGCUUAUAUGCCAAGGCUCCUGGACCUGGCCAAGCUGGAGAAUUCACCAGAGCCGCCGGAUUUCUGGCUUACUAUGAGAUUUGCGAACGGGUUAACCACCAGGGCUGGGAGGUAGUCCAGGAUGAAUUUGGCCGCAUGGGUCCGUAUGCCCGCAAAGGAACACAGUGGGUGUCCUACGACGAUCCAGCCAUGAUUCGGAAAAAGUCCCAAUUGGUGAGAUCAUUGGACCUGGGUGGAGGCAUGGUUUGGGCCCUCGACCUCGAUGACUUUCGCAAUCGGUGUGGAAAUGGCGUGUAUCCUUUGCUACGUGAGAUUCACGAUGUGCUUAAAGAUCCACCGAGUUUUGUACAAGCAGCGCCUGUCUUAGCUCCCGUCGGUCUAGAGUCUGUGGAGGAGCAAUCCGUUUCAGAAGAAGCAGGAACUUCUUCGGUUGCGAGCGUUCCUGGUGUAGAGUCGGAAGAGUCGGUCGAUGGAGCAGAGGGCGUGGCUGAAGCUGUUUCGAUACAGCCUAUUGAAGUGGAGGCAGAGGACAGCAAUGAGGGAGAAUCCUUAGAGGGUUUAGAAGAAAACGAAGUGGAACAAAAUGUGGACUUUGAGGAGGAAGACUUUGAAAUGGAAUCAAACGACCCGAUUCCUAGUAAUAGUUUGUCCAUGAAAUUUAAGGUCAUCUGCUACUUUACAAACUGGGCUUGGUAUCGCCAAGGUGAAGGAAAGUUCUUGCCAGAAGAUAUUGACGCCGAUCUCUGCACCCACAUAGUGUAUGGCUUCGCUGUACUGAACCGGGAAAAGCUGACGAUACAGCCUCAUGACUCCUGGGCGGACUUAGAUAACAAAUUCUAUGAACGAGUUGUGGCCCACCGCAAGAAGGGCGCUAAGGUAACUGUUGCCAUUGGGGGUUGGAACGACUCUGCUGGCGAUAAGUAUGCCCGACUGGUAAGAAGCGCAGAGGCACGAGCCCGUUUCAUUCGACACGUCCUAGAAUUCAUCGAGAAAUAUAACUUUGACGGGCUGGACCUUGACUGGGAGUACCCAGUGUGCUGGCAAGUGGAUUGUAAAAAAGGUACAGUCGAUGAAAAGAAUGGAUUCACUGCCCUGGUGCGGGAGCUGUCGCAAUCAUUCCGGCCGAAGGGCUUAAUCCUCUCUGCUGCAGUGUCCCCCAACAAAAAGGUAAUCGAUGCCGGUUACGAUGUUCCCGAACUAUCCCGCUAUUUUGACUGGAUCUCAGUUAUGGCCUACGACUACCACGGACAGUGGGACAAGCAGACGGGUCACGUUGCGCCCAUGUACGACCACCCCGAAGGAACGGCUAACUUCAACGCCAAUUUCUCUAUAAACUACUGGAUAUCAAAGGGAGCUGAGCGUCAGAAAUUGGUAAUGGGAAUGCCCAUGUAUGGUCAGUCGUUCUCGCUGGCUGCGCCUAGUGAGCAUCAGCUAAAUGCGCCCACCUACGGUGGUGGUGAGGCGGGUGAGGCCACAAGGGCAAGAGGAUUUCUUGCGUACUAUGAGAUCUGCUCGUACAUCCGCCAGCGCAGUUGGAACGUGGUGAGGGAUGCCAGGGGUCGGAUGGGACCAUUUGCUUAUUUGGGAGAUCAGUGGGUAUCCUUUGACGAUGCUCCCAUGAUUCGGCAUAAAAGCGAGUACAUCAAGGCAAUGGGUCUUGCCGGAGCCAUGAUCUGGGCUCUGGAUCUGGACGACUUCAAAAAUGACUGCGGAUGUGAGUCCUAUCCCCUGCUGAAAACCAUUAAUCGUGUGCUGAGAGGUUUUGGAGGUCCACAUCCAAAGUGUUUACUUGAAAAAAGCGAAAAGACAAUGAUAGCAAGCGGCAAGCCGUCCAUCAAGCCCACCGUAAACGCACAUCCAUUUCUUGGUCCUACUACACAGGAGGAAUAUAUAAAGAACCAUACUCAGAUGGUAUCAGCCUUUGAAUGCGACGGCAAAAACUACUUGCCCCACGAACAAGACUGUAAUAAAUACUACAUCUGCCAGCACGGAAUGAAGAUUGAGCAACGCUGCCCUGUGGGUCUUCAAUGGAACAAGAACUUCUGCGACUGGCCGAAUAAUGUCAAGUGCUCGGUGCGGUCGGAUCAGACUACACAGCCACCAGCAAUCCAUCGCCCCAAACCCACAAGCACCACACCGUCGCCACUAACAAACAAGCCUUUGAGCCUGCCUAAUAAAAAUCCCAUUUCACGACCGAAGCCGUCAACAGCUCCCCAGCUGGGCAGCAGCGAGGAGUUCAAGGUAGUCUGCUACUUUACUAACUGGGCUUGGUAUCGACCGGGCCAGGGAAAAUAUGUGCCCGAGGACAUAGACGCCAACCUGUGUACGCACAUCGUUUACGGCUUCGCGGUCCUCGAUAGCAACUCGCUGACCAUCAAAACGCAUGACUCCUGGGCAGAUAUCGACAACAGAUUCUACGAGCGCGUAGUCAAGUAUAAGGAGAAGGGUCUUCGUGUUACGGUGGCCAUUGGUGGGUGGAACGAUUCGCUGGGCAGCAAGUACGCGCGCCUAGUGCUCGAUCCACAGGCUCGGCAGCAGUUUAUUAAAAGCGUGCUAGCAUUUGUAGAGAAGUACGGUUUCGAGGGCCUGGACCUGGACUGGGAAUACCCGGUGUGUUGGCAGGUGGACUGCACAAAGGGGGCACCAGCGGAAAAGCAGGGAUUCGCUGCUUUGGUAAAGGAACUGUCCCAAGCCUUUAAGCCUAAGAGCCUGCUACUUUCAGCUGCGGUCUCGCCUAGUAAGCUGGUCAUCGACGCAGGAUACGAUGUGCCCAAGCUAUCGCAGUACUUUGACUGGAUUGCUGUGAUGACGUACGACUUCCACGGUCACUGGGAUAAGCAGACUGGUCAUGUGGCCCCGCUCUACCAGGUAGAGGGGGACGCCAAUCCACACUUCAAUGGAAACUUUAGCAUCCUUUACUGGCUGGACCAGGGCGCUCCCGCCGGCAAGAUUCUUAUGGGAAUGCCCAUGUACGGCCAGUCCUUUUCGCUGGCUAACCAAAAACAAUGGUCACUAAACGACAAGUCCGUAGGUCCGGGACAGGCAGGCACCUACACUCGCGCUGGUGGAUUUUUGGCGUACUAUGAGGUUUGUGAAAAGGUCGGCAAUGGCGGCUGGAGCGUGGUAAGGGACAAAGAGGGGCGUAUUGGACCUUACGCUUACAGUGGUAACCAGUGGAUAUCAUACGAUGAUGUGUCAGACAUUCGGCGAAAGGCUCAGUUCAUUAGGAGCUUGCGCCUGGGUGGCGGCAUGGUCUGGGCUCUUGACCUAGACGACUUCCGCGGCCGUUGCGGCUGCGGCAAACACCCAUUGCUGCGGACUAUUAACCAGGAGUUGCGAGGUAUUCCCGGACAGCGCACCAACGAUUGCACAUGAUAUUUUGCACACAAAACGCUGUUGAACGGUUAAAUCUAUUGUAAAGACUUUUGAUUAUUUCUUGUAUUAGCACACAACUCUUAUCAACCAAUUAAACAUUCCAUUGAAAUUAAAAUCGUA
Molecule: messenger RNA, 8485 nt
Organism: Drosophila rhopaloa
Lineage: Eukaryota; Metazoa; Arthropoda; Insecta; Diptera; Drosophilidae
Product: probable chitinase 10
Exons: 13
Coding region: 1244-8365 (2373 amino acids)
Biological process (GO): chitin catabolic process; carbohydrate metabolic process
Cellular component (GO): extracellular region
Molecular function (GO): chitinase activity; chitin binding
Source: RefSeq, a predicted model, not a curated record